UUCGUUGACCGGUCCUGAAUCAGAACCAACUGUCAGACGAUAGCCCACGGACCUACCGAUCAGUGUUCUUCGAGAGUUAUUCUCGAAAAUUUCAGUCAUCCAGCAGCUAGAAUAAUUUUACCAUGAGAGUGUAUUUAGCGUUUGCAGCCUUAGCGCUCUUCGUUUGUGCUGUAAAUGCACAGAGAAAUAAUGUAUGUAAGAAAGAAAAUGGACUCUAUCCACACGACCAAUACUGCGAUUACUAUUAUGAAUGUGAGAAUGGCGUUGCUAAAGAAGUAGCAUGUCCUAAUGGUCUAUCUUUCGCUGGCAAAUCUAGGGGUCUUAUCCAGAACUGUGAUUACCCACACAGAGUAGGAUGUCCAGGAAAUGAUGGAGCUAUAAUGGGACAGGCUCCCAUUGGAACUGAAAACUGCCCCUGGUUGUAUGGAGUGUUCGCUCACCAGACCAGUUGCACACGAUACUGGCAAUGCUGGAACGGAACUGCCACCAUCCAGCAGUGCCCCUUCUCUCUUCUGUACAACGAUGUCCUCCACUCUUGCGACUGGCCCGACAAUGUUCCUGAUUGCCAGAAACAUCCCAUCUGCAAGGAUCAACCUAACGGUCACAUCCCCAUUGAAAAGUCUUGCGGUAGGUUCUGGCUCUGCGUUGGUGGAUACCCUCGACUCCAAAGAUGCCCAGCUGGUCUGGCAUUCAGUCCCACUGGUUUGAGAUGUGAACUCUCCCAAAAUGUUCCUGGAUGUGAACCUCCUCCAACUACCCCUGCUGCAGAAGAUGAGGAUGAUUCCAAGGCCGUUGGAAACCAAAUUCAAGCUGAUGCCCCACCACGUUCUCGACCCAAUGCUCGACCCCAGGGUCAAUUCAGACCACAGAAUAGAAACUAGGGACCAUAUUCUCCUUCUAGAAAGAUACGUCUGACAAGAAGUUCAUAGACUGAUAAACAUUUCUACCUUAAACAAUUUAAACUUUUUUUAGUCCUAUGACAAACAUAUUCAGUGCCAAAAAUUAAUUGCUAGGAGAAAAUAAAUAUAAACUACUAGAAACAUUUUGGUAAUCUAUUGAAGAAAACAGUAUUUCUUAAAAGAAAUUGUCUUUAUGCAUUUAUCUUGCAUAGAUUUGUUUAAAAAAACUAUAGCAAUAAAAAGUAAGACGUUUAGUAUUAUUAUAAUAGAAUAAUAUUUUUUUAAACUUGAUUCCCGAGAGUUGCUUUUAAAACCUGUGUAAAUAUCUUUUUUUACCAACAUCAUAAAAAUAAUAGAGGUUUUUUUUUCAUACCAGUUUUUAUCGCAGACGAUUUUUGUUUCUCAUCUUUACGAUCAACAAAAUUAAUUGAUUAAAUAGAAUUGCUAUUUUUAAUUUAAUAUUUUAUCGCAGACGAUAUAUUCGUACGAAUAGCUAAACUAUAAUAGAUAAAACAAAACUCAAUUUUUAAUUUAAUAUUUUUAAAUAAUUGAUUUCAAUGAAUUCAUGUCAGCUUUAAAUGCAUCAUUUGUAUGUUUUCUUCGAACUUGUACAUACAUUUCACUGUGAGUCAUCUCAAAGUUAUAAUCCAGCUCUAAACAUUCCAUAAAACUUUUAACUUUGGACACAAACUUUCCAUGUAUGCUCAAGUACAUCGUAAAUUUUACCAGAUGUAAUACAGUUUGUUUUAUUAUUGUUUUAAUUGAAUCGACUGGUGCGAUGAUAAUAUUAUAUACCUUACAUCUUUUGAUUGUUGAAUCAUAAGUUGUAAAAGUUAGGUGACGGUGAUUUUUUUUUUUUUUCAAAAUCACUUGAAUUUUCGUGAUGCAGCACUGAGGGUUUAAAAACACAGCCUGCACGUAUUGUUUGGAACGCAAUGAAUUAAAUUUGGAUUGGGAAAUAGUACUGUAAGCAGAAUCUAGUGAUUUUAUGUUGUAUGUAUCCUUUCAGACAAUAUCAUACUGUACCUCAAUAACUUCUUGUGCUGAAUGUAUAUCAUCCUUUAGUUUUUUUUUUCUCACAAUAAUGUAUUUAUGUGUAGUUUUUGCACCGACUCCGUCCUUGAAUCUGAUUCGCACUUCUCGAAUUUCUUUGUAAAUAGUUCUUGAAUAAAUGUUUUUCUCCAAUACAA
This is a messenger RNA of Argiope bruennichi, 2089 nucleotides long. Its product is annotated as protein obstructor-E-like. The transcript is spliced from 5 exons. Gene Ontology annotation, cellular component: extracellular region. Lineage: Eukaryota; Metazoa; Arthropoda; Arachnida; Araneae; Araneidae. Gene Ontology annotation, molecular function: chitin binding. Bases 123 to 881 code for a protein of 252 amino acids. The record is from RefSeq and is a predicted model, not a curated record.